Bathycoccus prasinos is the source of this 1650-nucleotide messenger RNA. RefSeq lists its product with no specific name. Gene Ontology annotation, cellular component: endoplasmic reticulum membrane; Golgi membrane. The transcript has a single exon. The record is from RefSeq and is a predicted model, not a curated record. Gene Ontology annotation, biological process: ceramide biosynthetic process. Gene Ontology annotation, molecular function: sphingomyelin synthase activity; ceramide cholinephosphotransferase activity. The coding region runs from base 1 to 1650 and encodes 549 amino acids. NCBI's taxonomy places the organism in Eukaryota, Viridiplantae, Chlorophyta, Mamiellophyceae, Mamiellales, Bathycoccaceae.
AUGAUGAUGGCAGGAGGAAGAGGAGGAGAGCUGUCGUCUUUCGACACCAACGAUGAUGAUGAAGAAGAAGAAGUCGUCGUUCUGAAACAGGAGGAGGAGGAUUUGGAGGACAGAGGAGGAAGAGGUCGAAACUCUUUCAGAGAGAGGUUGAAUAAGAUUGUCCAGACGACGGCGAGAAACUCGUGGUCGUUAGUGAGACAUUUCAAGAGCGGAGGAGGAACGGCGAGAAGCGCAUCGGAAGAGGAGGAGGAAGAAAAGGAGGAGGACGGAAGAGGGAAGAACGUAAGGGAAGAAUCGCUCUCGCAUUCAGUGCCGAAAAAAAUCGCGAGGUACUUCCGCGCGGAGAGGAGACGGACUUUGACCGCGUUGACUUUAUUGACCGCGUUUCCGCCGAUACUGAGAGCGUCCGUGGAAGUUUCCGGGACGAGGAUUUUAGAUUAUAUGGUGACAACGAUCGUAAGUUUAGUGGUUUUGUUAUCCAUGUCUUUGUAUAACUGGGAACGGGAGGUAUAUCCGGCGAUGAAGAUGCUUUUGUUCGCGGCGUUGGUCGUCGCGCAAUUGUUGGCGGAAAACGUGUGCGUGGCGUUGAUUACGCAUUUGGACGAGAAUAAGUUUGUGUACACGUCGUUGCAAGAUAAUUUGUAUCAGUGGUUACGUCGCGGGUGCGAGACGUCGAGAGCUUUGAAGGAAUUGUUUUGUGGUACGUUUCCCGGAUGGACGACUUUGCAUUUUGGCGCGUGGGUAAUUUUAGGCGUGUUGGGACCGACGCUCGGCGGCGAAGGCGAAGGUUUGGGUAGGAUGCUUUUUAAGAAGAACACCGAUCAUCAAAAAACGCUCUCGAGGGACGAGCGACCGUUGAACGGUCAUGAUAAUAGUCGUAGUAACAGUAGAGACGAAGAGCGCGGAGAAAAACGCGCGGGAAGGUUUGAGGACAAAUCACCUAACGCCGCUUUCUCGCCGGCGGAAGAGCAAAUUGCAAGCGGCAUCAAUAUUAGUAGUAGUAUUAAUAGUAGUAGUAGCUCAAGAAGUGUUUUUGGGAUUGCAGCUCGAACGUGCGCGACGAUUGCGUUAGCGCGCGCCAUUCGCGUGGUGUCAUUCAUGCUUACCGUGGUACCAAAUCCAAAGCCCGGGUGUUACAACCGUCAAUUUUCGGACGCGCCGAUGCAAUACGAAGACGGUUGGCAUUUAAUUGAAUACGGAUCGAGUCGAAUUCGGGGAACUGGUGGGUGCAACGAUUUGAUCUUCUCCGGACACGGUGUCAUAUACAUGUCUGGCUUCUUGUGCUUAGCAACGCACGGUAUAUCUCUGGGUAGUUUCGUCGUAUUUUUAGCCGUAUUACACGCGUCGUGUAAAGAAGCGCUGGAUCAAACGCACUACGGCGUGGAUAUGUUUUUAGCCAUCGCGGUGACGGCACUGAGUUGGCGCGAGUGUCACACCGUCGAAAAGUGGGUUACCGGGACUUCAUCAAAAGACGACGAAAUAGGAAAGGGAGGAGGAAGAGGAGAAGAAGAAGAAGAAGAAGAAAAGAAGAGAAGAGGGAAAUUCCAAUUAAGUAAGCGAGCGAGGCGUGGUUUGAGCUUUUGUUUACCAUUUCUCAUCAUCGCGCUCGUCAUCGCUGGUGCGACUGUGUUCAUCACCAGCGACGCCUAA